CUCCCACCUCCAAUACACAAAACUUCCAUAGCUUCUUCAAACCUUUUUUUUUCUCCAAACACAUACGCAAGAAAAAAGAAAAUGGCAGCAACCGCCGUAACAACAUCGUCGUCUCAUGUUCUUCUCUCAAGCUCUCGCCACGUGGCGGCCUCACCUCAGCCACGAAUCAUUUUCCCAUCCGUGAGCGGGAAACGAGUAGCAGUAGCUGGGAGAAAUAUUCACCAUGCUCCUGCUGGUGGAGUGAAGUGCAUGGCGGUUGCGGCUGAUGCUGCGGCGGCGGAGACUAAAACGGCUACGAGGAAGAAGAGUGGGUAUGAGCUUCAGACAUUGACGAGCUGGUUGCUGAGACAAGAGAUGAAAGGGGAGAUAGAUACAGAGCUGACGAUAGUUAUGUCGAGCAUAGCGAUGGCUUGUAAGCAGAUCGCUUCCUUAGUCCAGCGCGCUGGAAUCUCUAAUCUAACCGGUGUUCAAGGAGCUGUUAACAUUCAGGGAGAGGAUCAGAAGAAGCUUGAUGUUGUCUCCAAUGAGGUGUUUUCGAACUGUUUGAGAUCAAGUGGAAGAACGGGAAUCAUAGCGUCUGAGGAAGAGGACGUGCCAGUGGCUGUGGAGGAAAGUUACUCCGGCAACUACGUAGUCGUGUUCGACCCUCUUGACGGUUCCUCCAACAUUGACGCAGCCGUCUCCACCGGUUCCAUCUUCGGUAUCUACAGCCCUAAUGACGAGUGUCUCCCCGACUCCGACGACACAUCCGCUCUUGGGUCAGAAGAAGAAAGGUGUAUAGUAAACGUGUGCCAGCCAGGGAACAACUUGCUAGCAGCUGGCUACUGUAUGUACUCGAGCUCAGUCAUCUUCGUUCUUACUCUAGGCAAAGGUGUUUUCGCCUUCACUCUCGACCCAAUGUAUGGCGAGUUCGUCCUAACUCAAGAGAACAUUGAGAUCCCCAAAGCCGGGAAAAUCUACUCCUUCAACGAAGGUAACUACCAGAUGUGGGACGAGAAUUUGAAGAAGUACAUUGAUGAUCUCAAAGACCCUGGUCCAAGUGGGAAGCCUUACUCCGCAAGGUACAUUGGUAGUUUGGUCGGAGAUUUUCACAGGACUUUGUUGUACGGUGGGAUUUACGGUUACCCUCGUGACGCCAAGAGCAAAAACGGGAAACUUAGGCUGUUGUAUGAGUGUGCACCGAUGAGUUUUAUAGUUGAACAAGCCGGAGGGAAAGGAUCAGAUGGACACCAGAGAGUUCUAGAUAUCCAGCCGACCGAGAUACAUCAGAGGGUUCCACUCUACAUUGGAAGCAAAGAAGAAGUGGAGAAGCUGGAGAAGUACUUGGCUUGAGUCAUGAACCAAACCUAAGCCAUUUAAUUUAUAUUGUAAGCCAUAAAUGAUGAUGAAAGUUCUAUUUUGUUGUUCAUAUCAAUUUAGAGAAGUCUGCUAUUUUACCAUAGACGCGCAACCAAGUUAAAAUUUAAACAAAC
Eruca vesicaria subsp. sativa (arugula) is the source of this 1472-nucleotide messenger RNA. The record is from the annotation of a GenBank genome assembly. NCBI's taxonomy places the organism in Eukaryota, Viridiplantae, Streptophyta, Magnoliopsida, Brassicales, Brassicaceae.